Messenger RNA from Gopherus flavomarginatus (Mexican gopher tortoise), 1538 nucleotides. It is a transcript of the gene UBE2E3, whose product is annotated as ubiquitin conjugating enzyme E2 E3. The transcript has 6 exons. Bases 369 to 992 code for a protein of 207 amino acids. Gene Ontology annotation, cellular component: nucleus. Gene Ontology annotation, molecular function: ubiquitin conjugating enzyme activity. NCBI's taxonomy places the organism in Eukaryota, Metazoa, Chordata, Testudines, Testudinidae. The record is from RefSeq and is a predicted model, not a curated record. Gene Ontology annotation, biological process: protein polyubiquitination.
GGGCGGAGGUGAUAGAACGCUCGGCUCUUCCCCGUUCCAUCCGGCCUCCUUCCUCCGAGGGGAAGAUCGCGUUUUCUCUCUCGCCCCUCUUACCCCCUGCCCCGCCGCGGGAGCCCGCUUUGCAAAAAGGGGACACGCCAGCGCCACCCUCCGGCCACCGAGCCGCACUGCACCCUCCCCCCGUCUCUCUCCCCCCUGCUCCGACUCUCAAUGUUCCACACUGCCCGGCCACAGAGCCGCCUCUGCUCCUUUAUAUCCCCCCCGGCUUCCUCCAGCCCCUCCACCGAUACUGUAUCCCCUUCCCUCCCCCCCUCCAUCCCUCCCCUCCGACCUAACACCGGGACAGGACGCCUGCGAAGUUCACCACAAUGUCCAGUGACAGGCAAAGGUCAGAUGAUGAAAGUCCAAGUACCAGCAGUGGUAGUUCAGAUGCAGAUCAGAGGGACCCGCCAGCACCAGAACCUGAAGAGCAAGAAGAAAGAAAACCUUCUGCAACCCAACAGAAGAAAAAUACCAAACUAUCCAGCAAAACUACUGCUAAGCUAUCCACUAGUGCUAAAAGAAUUCAGAAGGAGCUAGCUGAAAUAACCCUUGAUCCUCCUCCUAACUGCAGUGCUGGCCCUAAAGGAGAUAACAUUUAUGAAUGGAGAUCAACUAUACUUGGACCUCCAGGUUCUGUAUAUGAAGGAGGUGUUUUUUUCCUGGAUAUCACAUUUUCAUCUGAUUAUCCAUUCAAGCCACCAAAGGUUACUUUCCGUACCAGAAUCUAUCACUGCAACAUCAACAGUCAGGGAGUCAUCUGUCUGGAUAUACUGAAAGACAACUGGAGCCCUGCUUUGACUAUUUCAAAGGUUUUGCUGUCUAUUUGUUCUCUCUUGACAGACUGCAAUCCUGCUGAUCCUCUGGUCGGAAGCAUAGCCACUCAGUACCUGACCAACAGAGCAGAACAUGACAGGAUAGCCAGACAGUGGACCAAGAGAUAUGCAACAUAAAUGACAAACUACUUGUGCUCUGUGAGGGUGCAGAAGGCAACUUUACAGUGUGCAACAAAUCUUUAUAGCCUUUACAAUACGGACUUCUGUGUAUAUGUUAUACUGAUUCUACUCUCUGCUUUUAUCCUUUUGAAGACUGGGAUUCUGCCCCCUAAAAAAGGUAAAUGCUAUCAGGAGUAGAACUUUGUAGCUGUAGAUUAGUUAUGUUUAAAAAGCCUACUUGCAAGUCUUGCUUCUUUGGGAUAUCAAAAUGUAUUUUGUGAUGUACUAAGGAUACUGUUCCUGAAGUCAACCAAAUAUUAUAGUGCAUUUUAGCCUAAUUCAUUAUCUGUAUGAAGUUAUUAAAGGUAGCUGUAGAUUACUAGGAAUUAUGUCAUUUGUAUUAAACCCAGAUCUAUUUCCAAUAUGUGGUACAUGCUGUUGUGAAAACUGUUUUAACUUUUACCUUUGUCAGUUUGUAAUGAAAGGAUUUCCUUUUCCCCUUUGUAGCUCAGAGAGCACCCAGUGUAUCAUCUCAAACACAAUAAACAUGUUCCCCAAGGAGCA